CAUGUGCGUUGCCUUGCCUGCCAGUCCGGUUUCUGCUCUUCCAGGAUGAAGAUGUUUUUUCCUUUUUAAGCAGAUUCGGCGAUGUUGACCACAAGAACGCACCAAAACAAUACAUGACAGACUCCACCAGCACAGCAGACUCGGGCGGCUGCGCUACACGGCGCCGGUUUAGACGCAAAAGGAGCGAAAGUGAAGGUCUGUACGAAACUGUGCCAGUUGGACAAAAGACGGAGAGGAGGAUGAUGAUGAUGAUGCUGAAGGUGGCGAUGAUGAUGAUGGCUGCGGUUCCGUGUUUGAGGCUCGGCACAGGUGCAGUGGACUGCUCUAACUCACCUGGCCUAAAGAUGAGGAAGAGUUUGGACAGCGGCUUCAUUGCUGAAGUCGUGGUGCGUCUGCUGCUGCUGGCUGUGUUCCUAGUGACGGAGGAGCUGUCUCCGUUCAGCCGGGAGAUCCAGCCGGAGGAGCUGUGGCUCUAUAAGUUCCGGCAUGUGAAAAACGACCGCGUUCCCACCUCACUCAUGUUCAGCAUCGCUCUCUUCACACCACUUGUCACCAUCCUCCUGUUUGCACUCCUGAAGCAGACUGAAAAGGGGGAUGUCAAAGAGGCUUCGCUGGCUGUGACGUUGACUCUGGUACUGAAUGGAGUUUUCACUAAUGCUGUGAAGCUUGCUGUGGGAAGGCCACGUCCUGAUUUCUUCUACCGCUGUUUCCCGGAUGGUCAGAUGAACCCGGAGCUGCGCUGCAGCGGUGAUCCGGAAGUGGUUAUGGAGGGCAGGAAGAGUUUUCCCAGCGGACAUUCAUCAUUUGCGUUCGCUGGUCUGGGUUUCACAGCACUGUAUAUUGCGGGGAAGCUGCACUGUUUCAGUCCAGCUGGCCGGGGAAAAGCCUGGAGACUGUGUGCCUUCCUCACUCCGCUCCUCUUCGCCAUCAUGAUCGCCCUGUCCAGAACCUGCGACUACAAACACCACUGGCAAGAUGUGUUGGUGGGAUCUCUGCUGGGAUUGGCCUUCUCGUACCUGUGUUACCGUCAACAUUACCCCGCGCUGAAUGAAUCAGACUGCCACAGACCGCUCCGGCUCAGAGAGACGACACAGUCUGUGCAGAACCGCAAACAGGCUAACACAAGCUACCUCUUGCCUCUAUAGGACCCUAACUAUAUUAGCCCCUAAAACCCGUAUGAUGGAAUAUAUUGGAAUACGUUGUCAGUGUUUUACAAAGUUAUAAGAAAUAUGUUCUGCAUUUUGAUGCAUUUUUAAUAUAUUACAUUUUGUAUGGGUUGAAAUCAUGAACUGUAUGGGCGUGUGCAGAGUGGCCAAGUAUGCCUCAGGCAUUGCCCACAACCUAAUGCUGCCAGAUUCUUUCCUGUGUUGCCUGUGACCUACGAGGACCAAUUUCUGUUUUGGAAUGUUACAGACAUUAAAACCAACUCACGUUUCCAGGCCCCUCAUAGAAACAUGUUUUUUUUGUAGCUACUGUUGUGAGGUUGGACAGGUUUUACAGAACGCUGGUAAAAUCCCAUCAAACCUAAUGAGAAACUGUAAAACAGACUCUGUUUGUAUCACAAUACCUACAUUUGGAAUGGGGAUCUUCACCAGCAUUCUGUAAAGCUUGUUCAGCUUCACAGCAGUAGCGAUGAAGUAACACAUUAGUGGGCAGAGCCUGGAUGGGACAAUUGCGUAUUGUAGAAAGUAGUCUUUGAGCUUUGUUUUUGCUUUGGGCUUUCUGUUUUAGAUGUAAGUGAAAACACGUCUGCUGGGUGUGUGGGACCUAAAUUUGCACCAUUUUUAAAAAUAUUUCUCCAUACCUCAGUGGUUGAGAUGUAAACAGAGUGAUUCAGAGUGGUUUGGUGUGAAAUGGUUCAGAUUUCUUUACAGUGGUGCUGAUAGGAACCAGGGGUCACCAUGACUACAACACAAAUAUAGACAUUUUAUUUAUUAUCCAAAACCACCAGUGAACCUACACGUGUCUUCUGAGUUUUAUAUGGAAUGUUGAUGAAUGGAAAAUAGUGGAAAAUCAAGGGAAGAAAAUUAGGGACUAAUCCCUCCACCAUGGAUUGCUUUAAAAAGUUAGGUAAAAAUCUUCUCAAAUCUAUCAUAAAACAAAGCCUCAGACAUCAGGCAAUGUAUUCGUAACUAUUUUAUGUAAUAACUUUCUGUGAGGGAGCUUUUAGAGGUGGACGUCUGGUUCCUAUCACCACCACUGUGAAAAAUUCUGACUUGGAGCAUUUCACACCAAACCACUGGGAAUUACUCUGUUUACAUCUCAACUGUUUAAUUAUGCAGAGAAUUUUGAAAAAUUGGUGGAAUUUGCCUGUAAGGAUGGGUGUGUAUGUGUGUGUGCGUGUACAGUAUAAAUGUCCCUCGGUCGCUGUGUUUAUGAAGGUGUAUGUCAAUAAAGAUUAUUACAGCCAGUCUAAUGGAUGGUUCUUGCAUCA
This is a messenger RNA of Colossoma macropomum (tambaqui), 2434 nucleotides long. It is a transcript of the gene plpp5, whose product is annotated as phospholipid phosphatase 5. The transcript has 8 exons. The record is from RefSeq and is a predicted model, not a curated record. Gene Ontology annotation, biological process: phospholipid metabolic process. The coding region runs from base 114 to 1145 and encodes 343 amino acids. Gene Ontology annotation, molecular function: phosphatidate phosphatase activity. Lineage: Eukaryota; Metazoa; Chordata; Actinopteri; Characiformes; Serrasalmidae.